CAUAUGACACUGACAACAAAUUGAACAAUGAAGUUGAGGAAACAAAUUAUCCCUUUUAUCUUUAUUUUUCACAGCUGUUUUUCGAAUUCUCUUCACGACAUAACUACAUCAGUUUUUGGAACAGAGGUCCAAGGAAAGUUAGCAGCCUUUGGUGACUUUAAUGCUGAUAAACAUACAGAUAUAUUCGUCUUGUCGGAUGAUGGUAAAACCCUCAAACUGUUCUCUGCUACCUCUGAUAGAACUUCCUCUGAGUUUAAAUUUGAGGAGAAAGUGUUGCUCAAAACUAAAUCAGAUGUCGUAAUAACAAAUGUUGUGCCAGCAGAUUUUAAUGGAGAUACACAAAUGGACUUAUUUUUAACGAUGCAGAAUGUACAGGCUUCAUCUCUUGCAGUGAAUGGUUGUGUGUACUGGGGAUCCCCCAGUAAAGGAAAUAUAGAUGAAAAUGAUAAGCUGUGCAUCAGUGGCGAACUCAAGGACCAACCUUUUAUACUGGAUGUUAAUGGAGACAUGAUUCCUGAUCUAGUUGGAGAAAAAUCCCAGGGUCCACGCUUUUACUGGAUCUUUCAUCAGAAUGUAAAGAAUUACACUGAAGAGGCUGUUCCUGGAAACCCCCCAGCAUUAUCCCACCCAACAGCAGGGGCAUUUGUUGACAUUGAUAAUAAUUUAGUGGCAGACCUCUGUGUGAUGUCAGAAUUGGGUGGUAAAAGACAGCUGGAAGUAUGGAUGAAUAAGAAUGGCCAUUUAGUUUGGAGUCAAAACAUGUCAAUGGAUAUUUUUGACAAAAAAAUCAUAGGACAACCAGUUUUUGCUGAUUUUGGGAAUCAAGACUCCCACAUAGAUACACUACUGCCUGUGUGUGAUGAUGAUAUGUGUUCCAAGAGCUCUAUAUAUUAUUUUGCUGAAACAUGGGAAAAGAUGCCAGUAACUUUCAAAGCUGGAAACCAGGAGUGGGGAUUUGUCCCUCCCAAUAAGGGUGUGGGUGGAGUCCCCAUUACGCUAAGGACAGGAGAUUUUAACUUGGACGGAUUUCAGGAUAUGCUGGCUGUUUUACAAACUCCAGACAACAAAGGAGGGAACAUCACAAAGGCUUAUAUCCUACAGAACGUGCCCUGUACUGGCUGUAAUGGCCUGGGUAGGACGUUUAACAUCAGAUGGGACUUGUCACUUCAACCUAACACUGAUCUAGCUGUGUACCCAGCAUUCUUUGACUACAAAGAAAAUGGUAUCUUGGAUGUUGUUUUGACAAGUUACAGCCAGGACAAAAAAUUUCAUACACAUUUAUUGGAGCAAGACUUUUCAGAAGAUGCUAAUUUCCUCAAAAUCAUGGUUGUGAGUGGGUUAUGUUUUAAUAAUUGUCCAAAUGACAGAGAGCCAUAUGGAGUAAAUCAGUAUGGACCUGUUGUUAAAUACACCACUCAGAAUGUGGAUGGAAAUACCAUCUCUGGAAUAGCUACACAGCUAUCUCAGUCAGCCUACACACCAUUACAGCUUCCAUUCACAAUAUUCGGACUGGGACAAACUCCAAACUUUGUUGACAAAAUAGAGGUUGGAAUACCUAACCCACCUGGAACAAGUAUACGACAAAGAUCAUGGGCGUCUAUAAUUCCAAACUCCCAGCUGAUUAUCAUUCCUUAUCCUAACAAUAAACCAAGCAGUUGGAAGAACAAGCUAUUCGUGACCCCCAGUCGUAUGGUCAUGUUGACCGGGGCUACUUUACUUGGGACGUGUGGUUUUAUUGCUGGACUUGUAGGAAUACUGCACUGGAGAGAAAAGGUUGAAGAUAAAAAGGAGAAAUUGCAAGAGGCACAUAAGUUUCAUUUUGAUGCAAUGUGAGGAAUGAAAGACAGGUAUUCUAACAUCAGAAGCUGCAUAAUAUAAUGUCAAUUACAGGUUACUAACCUGUCAAUCUCAGUCAUCCAAAGGGCAAUCUCUCAUCUGUGAUAUAAGUGCAAUCUUUUUGUUGAUCUCUGUUUAUGUUUUUUUUUUUUUGGUUCUGUAUGUGUGUGUGUGUGUUUUGUUUUUAUUUUUAAGAAAUAAGAAUUUUCUGUGGGUAAAACAGAUUUAUUGGAAUCAUGAUUCAUAAUGCCUUAAUAAUGUACACCCCCCCUUCAAUAAAGAAAAAGUUAGUCCUUGUUUAUGAAUAAAGAUGAGUUUUGUUGAAAAUACAUCUUGCAAUAAUAUUAUAAUUUUCUUGUGUAAAAAUUUUAUUGUAUGCAUCUUGUUAUGGCAUGAUAUUUUUGGCCUUUGAAAAGUUGUUCAAUUAAAAAAAGCAGAGAAAUUGACUUGUAGAAAUUAAUUACAUCAAACUUGCCACAUUUAGAAAUGAUCAUUAUCAUAAGCAUUAGAAUUCAUAUAGAGAUACAUGUAUAUGUAUUCCAUGGUGUUUCUGUAAAAAAUGUCCUUGAAAACAAAUCUUGCAUUUAAUGUGUCAAUGAAAUGUGGAACAUCAGUUUUGUGAUGUUAUUGAUAUCGUGUAUGAUGUCGCAUUGAAACUGUGUUUGAGAAAAUAGUGUAAAAAUUAGAAUAAAAAAGAGAGACUGAAUUAUCAAGUGGUACAAGAAUGCAGAGAGUGUAAAUGUUAGCAUCAGCUGUUUGUUUUAUGCAUUGCACUGUGUCAAAAUUUACAGGAAAAGAGCAUACAAUUUUUUCUGUAACAUCACCUACAUGCAUAAUAGCAUGUAUGCAUACUUAAUGUGAUAUUUAAGACAUAGUGCAUUGCAAAAAAAAUAUUACUCAUGCAUAUGUGAAACCUUAGUAUACUGUAAUAGUGGUUAUAUUGAAGGGAUGAAAGUUUGACGAUUUCGGUAUAUUAGAAAAAUGACGAGUCGAAACCUUGACAAUCUACUAGUAUUUAACAGUGCUCUUUAACAUGAUUGUGAAAAUUGACAAGUGGAAACUUUGACGAUUAUUAGAAAUUCGUCAAUUUUGUCAACGUUUCCACAUCGUCAAAGUUUCCACUUUUACAGUAUAUUGAAGGAAUACCGUAACAUUAUACCAUUUACCAUAAGGAUAUUAGUGAAAAAUUCCAUAUGAAACUGAAAUAGUGAAUAUGAAAAGCUUAUUUCUUUCACAAUAAUGUAUUCAAUUCAAUUUUACUGUUUGAAAUAUAAUUUUUGCUUAAUUACAAAAUAUGCAGUUGGAGUGCCAUUUUAUGCUAAAUGUAUUCACAAGACUGAUAGAGAAAUUAAAAAAAAAUUUGAAUUCUGCUGUUAUGAUUAAGUCCAUCAUUUUUUAUGACAAAAAUAAAGUACAUGUAUAUCAACAACAACAAAAAUCAUCUGAUAAACUGAGAAAAUUUAUGAUUAUUUGAAGUGACUUUUUAAAUAUAUUGCUGGUAGAGUAGCAUUGGGAUGUACAUGUAUAUGUAUAUAAGCUUGCUGUAGUUAUUAUAAAUAUACUUAAUGCAUUUAUGAAAUCCAGUAGAUAAACUCAAUUCAUGUUAGUUGUAUGUUUAUUCGGUAGAGCACACUCAUUGUGGGUUAUUCUGUAUCAAUGUGUACAUUGAUUUAUUAAUUAGUUCUAUGAAACUUAUUUGUGUAACUUGGUGCUGGAUCAUUCCAAAUAAAUUUUUUUCAAGAUUAUAAA
Molecule: messenger RNA, 3585 nt
Organism: Saccostrea echinata
Lineage: Eukaryota; Metazoa; Mollusca; Bivalvia; Ostreida; Ostreidae
Product: T-cell immunomodulatory protein-like
Exons: 17
Coding region: 28-1833 (601 amino acids)
Cellular component (GO): plasma membrane
Source: RefSeq, a predicted model, not a curated record